AUGGGAGUUGUGUUUCUUUCAAGCUCAGCCGCAAGGUCACCACUCGGGUUAAGCACCGAUCUUCUCACACACCGUUCUUCACUGAAAAAGCCAUCCAUUGUUGCGUUUAAAGCCGAUGAUUCCACCAACUCAGCUUUGAUCAUCCCUCGUGAGCAAGUUUUGAUUCCAGCAGAACAGAGAAAGGAGAAGAGAGUGGUAACGAAGAGAACCACGAAAAAGGCGAAUCCUUUAGAUCAAAAUGUGGCUCCUUCGUGUUCGUUAGGAGUUGAUUACAAUGAAGCUGCCGCUAGACUAGAGAGCAUUUACAAGCUUAGUCCUGAGACAGCCACAUUGGUAGAGGAGGAGGAUGGUAUCGAUGGCUCCAAAGGGAAAGUUUCACGGAGGAGAAAGAGGAAGCAACAAAGUGAUGGUGAAGAGAAGAAAGUUGUUGUGAGGAACAAUGGGAACAAGGAAAAAAGAAUGAGUCUUGAUAAACGGAUCGCUAUGAAGAGAAACAUUCAAGAGAAACCGGUUAUCUCUGAGAGAAAAGUAACGAAGAGGCAGCAAGAAGAGGAGAAGAUCGAGAGGCUCGUUAGGGACUAUUCAGCUUCUAAUGAAAUGGUCACCUUGGACUGGAAGAAGAUGAAGAUCCCUCCUGUUCUUUCUUCUUCUGAACAUGCUUGGUUGUUCAAGUUGAUGCAACCUAUGAAGGCUCUUCUUGAAGUGAAAGAUGAAAUGCAGAAGAGUCUAGGAAGAGAACCGAGAGAAGCUGAAAUAGCUAAGGAGAUCAAUAUGGAUGUGGCUGAAGUGAAAAGGAAGAUUGAAGUUGGUAGAGCUGCAAGAAACAAACUUAUCAAGCACAAUCUCCGGCUUGUCUUGUUUACUAUGAACAAAUAUUUCCAAGAAUUUACCAACGGACCGAAAUUCCAAGACUUGUGUCAAGCCGGUAUGAGAGGGCUUAUCACAGCAAUAGACCGGUUUGAGCCGAAGAGGAAGUUUCGUCUUUCGACUUACGGUUUGUUUUGGAUUAGACAUGCCAUCAUACGCUCAAUGACGACCUCAAACUUCACUCGUGUCCCAUUUGGACUUGAAUCGGUGAGAGUGGAGAUCUAUAAAGCAAAGAUGGAGCUGUUGUUUGAGCUUGGAAGACUUCCCACAGAGGAAGAGGUAAUCGAGAGGCUCAAGAUAUCACCUGAAAGAUACCGUGAAGUCUUGAGAGCCGCGAAACCGGUUUUCUCACUUAACUCGAAACAUUCGGUUACGCAAGAAGAGUUCAUCAACGGAAUCACAGAUGUUGAUGGUGUUGGAGCUGAUAUCAGGAGACAACCUGCUCUUCUCAGGCUUGCUCUCGACGAUGUUCUGGAUUCAUUGAAGCCGAAAGAGAGUCUAGUGAUUCGGCAAAGGUACGGUCUUGAUGGGAAAGGAGACAGGACGCUUGGAGAGAUAGCUGGAAAUCUCAACAUCUCAAGAGAAAUGGUGAGGAAACAUGAAGUCAAGGCUUUGAUGAAGCUUAAGCAUCAGGCUCGAGUUGAUUACCUCCGUCAAUACAUAGUCUGA
This is a messenger RNA of Microthlaspi erraticum, 1536 nucleotides long. The record is from the annotation of a GenBank genome assembly. NCBI's taxonomy places the organism in Eukaryota, Viridiplantae, Streptophyta, Magnoliopsida, Brassicales, Brassicaceae.